Messenger RNA from Sinocyclocheilus grahami, 3556 nucleotides. RefSeq names its product A disintegrin and metalloproteinase with thrombospondin motifs 6-like. Gene Ontology annotation, biological process: proteolysis; extracellular matrix organization. The record is from RefSeq and is a predicted model, not a curated record. Gene Ontology annotation, cellular component: extracellular matrix. The coding region runs from base 1 to 3333 and encodes 1110 amino acids. NCBI's taxonomy places the organism in Eukaryota, Metazoa, Chordata, Actinopteri, Cypriniformes, Cyprinidae. Gene Ontology annotation, molecular function: metalloendopeptidase activity. The transcript is spliced from 26 exons.
AUGGUGGAAGGGUUUGUGUCGUUACCUGCUCACCUGACGAGCAGACGCGCGCGCGCCGGCAGGCACAUCUGCAGUGACGUCACGCCGAAGCUCCCGGCGGUGCUGGAGUUCGAGUGCUGCCUCAAACCCGGCUCCAGUGUUAGAGGCUGCACGCCUCUGAUCAGCGCUGCUGUCCUGCAAGCGCAUGGUGUCAUAACCACAGAGGACGAGCAAUAUUUAAUAGAGCCAUUAAAAAAUAUAUCCAGAAAUGUCAGUGAUGUCAACCACGAUGGACAACCACAUGUUAUUUAUAAAAAGGCUUCCAUUCCUUCUCUGCAAGAGCUAAGCGAGAAGUUCAGCUGUGGUGUUUCAGACCUCACAAUAAACAGGACACCUCGCUACGAUACCAAUCCUGAAGCAAACACACCUUACCCAGCCACGGACGGCGACAGCUCGAUGGGUGGCCACCGCCAGCGGCGUUCUGUCAGCUCUGAACGCUUUGUAGAGACUCUAGUGGUGGCGGACAAAAUGAUGGUUGGCUACCACGGUCGCAAAGACAUCGAGCACUACAUCCUGUCCGUAAUGAAUAUUGUUGCCAAACUUUACCGUGAUGCCAGUCUUGGAAACGUUGUGAACAUUAUUGUUACCCGACUGAUUGUUCUGACAGAAGAUCAGCCCAACUUGGAGAUAAACCACCAUGCAGACAAAUCUCUAGACAGCUUCUGUAAAUGGCAGAAAUCCAUUCUUUCUCAUCAGGGAGAUGGAAACAGUAUCCCAGAGAACGGGAUCGCCCAUCACGACAAUGCUGUUCUCAUUACCAGGUAUGACAUCUGCACCUAUAAGAACAAACCCUGCGGUACUCUCGGUUUGGCGUCCGUAGCCGGAAUGUGUGAGCCAGAGAGGAGCUGCAGUAUUAAUGAAGAUAUAGGCCUUGGUUCAGCCUUCACUAUUGCACAUGAGAUUGGACACAAUUUCGGCAUGAACCACGAUGGGAUUGGGAACUCCUGCGGGACCAAAGGUCACGAGACAGCCAAGCUGAUGGCGGCCCAUAUCACAGCCAACACCAACCCCUUCUCCUGGUCAGCCUGCAGCAAGGACUAUAUCACCAGCUUUUUGGACUCCACUAAAAUCCCCACUGGUGCACACAAUAUGGCCAGCUCACACACCUGGUCAGCCGGAACCUCGGGCUCCUCCUCCAGGACGAAUGUGGCUGCUGGCUCCAUCUCAGUCUAUAUCUCCAUGGCAGGGAUGUGCAGGGUCUCUCUGCGGUGGGCUCUGGCUCUUUGUCCACUGUGGACGUGGGCGCUGGGUCCUGGCUCUGGGAUAAUGACGGAUGGUGAAGUUGAUGUACUCGGCCAGCAUCCAGCAGGAGUUUCCACGAAGCAUCACCAGGCAGAUCUUGUCAUCCAGUCCAACACAAAAUCCCUCUAUAAGCUGAUUGUCGCUGCAGAUGAUGAGGUGGCUGGCAAUGAUGAACUCCUCCACAUAUGCCUCCAGGAAGUGUGUAGAGAGCUCUGGUGCCUUAGCAAAAGUAACCGCUGUGUCACCAACAGUAUCCCCGCAGCAGAAGGAACCCUGUGCCAGACCAGCACCAUUGAAAAGGGGUGGUGCUAUCAGGGUGAAUGUGUGGCGUUUGGGACGUGGCCGCAGAGCGUGGAUGGAAGCUGGGGACCUUGGACCACAUGGGGCGAGUGCAGUCGUACCUGCGGCGGCGGCGUCUCCUCUUCCAUGCGACACUGUGACAGCCCAGCGCCAACAGGCGGAGGGAAGUACUGCCUCGGAGAGAGGAAGCGCUACAGGUCGUGUAACACUGACGCUUGUCCAGCAGGAUCACGUGACUUUAGGGAGAAGCAGUGCGCCGAUUUUGACAACAUGCCUUUCCGUGGGAAGUACUACAACUGGAAGCCGUACACUGGAGGUGGAGUGAAACCGUGUGCGUUGAACUGUCUGGCUGAGGGCUACAACUUCUACACCGAACGUUCGCCCGCCGUCAUCGACGGCACGCGCUGCCAGGCCGACUCGCUGGACAUAUGCAUCAAUGGAGAGUGCAAGCAUGUUGGCUGUGAUAACAUCCUGGGCUCGGAUGCCAAGGAGGACAGAUGCCGUGUGUGCGGAGGGGACGGCAGUACGUGUGAGGUCACCGAAGGACUGUUCAAUGAUUCGCUGCCCAGAGGAGGUUAUAUGGAGGUUGUCCAGAUACCAAAAGGAUCGGUUCAUAUUGAAAUCAGGGAAGUGGCCGUGUCAAAAAACUACAUCGCUUUGAAAUCAGAGGGGGAUGACUAUUACAUCAACGGAGCCUGGACCAUCGACUGGCCCCGCAAAUUUGACAUCGCAGGAACAGCCUUCCACUACAAGAGGCCGACUGACGAACCCGAGUCGCUUGAAGCUUUAGGGGCCACCAUUGAAAAUUUGGUGGUUAUGGUGCUACUACAGGAACAGAACUUGGGCAUCCACUACAAGUUCAAUGUGCCGAUCCAGCGUACAGGAAGUGGGGACAAUGAAGUGGGCUUCUCCUGGCACCAUCUGCCCUGGUCUGAGUGCUCAGCAACAUGCGGAGGAGGCUCGCAGAAGCAGGAGGUGGUGUGUAAAAGACUGGACGACGAUUCUGUGGUCCAAAACAGCUACUGCGACCCAGACGGCAAACCGCCAGGGAACCAGCGACCUUGCAACACCGAGCCGUGUCCUCCGGAGUGGUUUAUCGGUGACUGGUCAGAAUGUGGGAAGACCUGUGAUGGAGGCGUCCGAACACGCACUGUUUUGUGUAUCCGUAAAAUCGGACCCGCCGAGGAGGAGACCCUGGAGGACAACCACUGUCUGACCCAUCGGCCAAUAGAACAAGAGUCCUGCAACAAUCAGUCCUGUCCGCCCCAGUGGGUGACGCUGGACUGGUCUGAGUGCACCCCAAAGUGUGGCCCUGGCUUCAAGCAGCCAGUGACGUGUGUUUCCGUGAGUGACAGCGAGUAUAACAGCUCAAGAGUGUGUAGUGGUAGUAAUAUCAUCCAGAUUCUUCUACACAAUGGAAUCUAUGCACACUACAAUCUGAGCGCCAAACGAGUUUCCGAUACAGAAUUCUCCCAUAGAAAACUGUGCUCUGCUCAAUGUGGACUAGGGCAGCAGAUGAGGAUGGUUCAGUGUCUGUCAUAUACGGGACAGCCCUCCACCGAAUGUCCAGAGUCACUACGGCCAAACAUCAUGCAGCAGUGUGAAAGCAAAUGUGACGCUAUACCCAUCUCCGGUGGCGACGAGUGCAAAGACGUAAAUAAGGUGGCAUAUUGCCCAUUGGUGCUGAAGUUCAAGUUCUGCAGCCGUGCGUACUUCAGACAGAUGUGCUGCAAGACGUGCCAAGGACACUGACCCCAUGGAGAGAAGCAGAGACAGAUGCUGCAACGAGGAAAGAGAGAGAAAACUGGCAGAGAGAAAAGUCAAUGCUGGGCACAGAAGAAAGAAGCCUCUCUCUCUCGCUAAUCAACACACACACAACUGCUUUUAGCCCUGUGGAACCCAAACCACUGCUCAGCACUGCGCUGACACCUGUUUUAUUUUCACUUCUGUGAAGUGGGAAUGUAUAAAAUGAUCA